UGCCAUCGGUCGAUCUGUAUCGUGUCGGGAAAGCGCAUGGUGGACGUUGUAACUUUUCAAAUUGUGUCAUCAGUUAAUUCACGCACGAGGAAUUAGACGUCGAAACGUAACAAUAAUUUAUUGAUAAAAUGGUCGAUAUGAAAAGCGAGGAAAUCAACGGGGAGACCGAUGCCCCUCAAAAAAGUGCAAAACAGUUGCAAAAAGAAGCGAAGAAAUUGGCGAAACUCGAGAAGUUUAAGCAGAAGCAGGAAAAGAAAGAAAGCAGCGACAAGACACCAAAAGUGAAGGAAAAAAACGAAAAAAAUGAAAAGAAAAAGGAAUCCAAGGAAUCAAUUUUAUACACAAUAGAAACACCCGCAGGAGAAAAAAAGGAUGUUACGUGUACAAUGCCUGACACGUAUAGUCCAAAAUAUGUUGAAGCUGCAUGGUAUGCAUGGUGGGAGAAACAAGGCUUUUUCAAACCAGAAUAUGGGAGAAAAAGUAUAUCAGAGCCAAAUCCCAAGGGUAAAUUUAUUAUGGUGAUACCACCACCUAAUGUAACUGGUUAUCUUCAUCUUGGACACGCUUUAACUAACGCUGUAGAAGAUGCUAUUACAAGAUGGAAUCGUAUGAAAGGACGUACAACUCUGUGGAAUCCAGGUUGCGAUCACGCAGGUAUUGCCACUCAAGUGGUAGUUGAAAAGAAACUUUGGAAAGAGGAGAAAAAGUCUCGCUAUGAUGUUGGGAGGGAAAACUUUAUAGAAAAAGUUUGGAAAUGGAAAGAAGAGAAAGGUGAUAGAAUUUACUUGCAAUUACGAAAGUUAGGCAGCUCGUUGGAUUGGGAUCGUGCUUGUUUUACUAUGGAUCCAAAAUUAUGCUCUGCCGUUACGGAAGCGUUUAUAAGAUUGCACGACGAGGGUGCCAUUUACAGAAGUAAUCGUUUAGUCAAUUGGUCUUGUACCCUAAAAAGCGCUAUUUCUGAUAUAGAAGUUGACAAAGUUGAAUUGACUGGUCGCACGUUGCUUUCGAUUCCUGGAUACCAAGAAAAAGUAGAAUUUGGAGUUUUAGUGUUAUUUGCUUAUGAAGUAAUAGAUUCCGAAGAAAAAAUAACAGUAGCAACUACUCGUAUCGAAACUAUGCUAGGGGAUACAGCCAUUGCGGUGCAUCCGCAGGAUACUAGGUACAGUCAGUUCAUUGGAAAAUAUGUACAGCAUCCAUUUUGCAAUAGGAAAUUACCCAUUAUAGCUGAUGAAUAUGUUGAAAAGGAUUUUGGGACAGGCGCUGUAAAAAUUACACCAGCUCACGAUCCUAACGAUUAUGAAAUUGGAAAGAGACAUAAUUUACCAUUCAUUACUAUUUUCGAUGACAACGGGACCAUUAUCGGGGAUUACGGCCAAUUCACGGGGAUGAAACGAUUUCACGCCAGAGUGGCUAUAGUAAAAGAAUUAACGGCGAGAAACUUGUUUGUCGAGAUCAAGGACAAUCCUAUGGUGGUACCAAUGUGUAGCAGAUCUAAAGACGUUGUCGAACCAUUGUUGAAACCCCAAUGGUAUGUGAAGUGUAAUGAAAUGGCUGCGAAGGCAAUGGAGUCGGUGCAAAACGGCGAGUUAAAAAUCAUUCCAGAUCAAUAUAAGAAAAUUUGGUACCAUUGGAUGGAGAACAUAAAAGAUUGGUGCAUCUCGCGUCAAUUGUGGUGGGGUCAUCGUAUUCCCGCUUACUCCGUUAAAGUACUAGGUGCAACCGAAGAUAUCAAGCCAGAUGAUGAUUAUUGGGUAAGUGGGCAUUCGGAGAGCGAAGCUAAAGAAAAGGCAGCUAAACAAUUGGGUGUAGCCGUAGAUAAUAUCAUUGUUACUCAAGAUCCUGACGUAUUAGACACAUGGUUCUCCUCGGGGCUGUUUCCAUUCUCCAUAUUUGGCUGGCCAGAUGAAACAAAGGAGCUCGAUGCAUUUUAUCCUGGCACAUUAUUAGAAACUGGUCACGACAUACUAUUCUUCUGGGUGGCAAGGAUGGUAUUUCUCGGUCAAAAAUUAUUAGGAAAAUUACCGUUCAAAGAGGUAUAUCUGCAUGCAAUGGUACGAGAUGCGCACGGAAGGAAAAUGAGCAAGUCUCUAGGAAACGUCAUAGAUCCAAUGGACGUAAUCAGCGGUAUAACGUUGGAGGGUCUCCAUAACCAAUUAAUGGAGUCCAAUUUGGACUCGAAAGAGAUUCAACAGGCGAUCGAGGGACAAAAACGCGACUAUCCUCAAGGAAUUCCUGAAUGUGGUACCGACGCUUUAAGGUUCGCGCUGUGUGCUUACACGACGCAAGGUCGCGAUAUCAAUCUCGAUAUUCUUCGCGUGCAAGGAUAUCGUUUCUUUUGCAAUAAGAUUUGGAACGCAACAAAGUUCGCUUUCACGUAUCUUGAUUCUAACGUCGAUUACGAUGAUGCUCGACCGGUAAGACCGUUGGUACAUACAAACACGAUAAACGUACGCGACAUUGCAUUGUUUCUAUUAAAGAGAAAUUAUGACGUUCAGGGCGACGGUAAUACGUUGGAUGAUAACGAGUGGUACAAGAGUACCUUGAAAGAAACGUGCGUCCAGGAUGCGUUAAAUAAUUAUUUAAGCGAUUACUCGUAUUUGGAGGGAUACAGUCCAUCGCAAACCGACGCGAAAGUUUACCAAACUUUUGUCGAAUUGAAUGUUGACGUGACAAGCUAUCCUUACUUGCAUCGUUGGUACAAACACGUUGCGUCGUACAGCAAACAAGAACAAUCCGUAUUCCAGGCGGAACGAGGUAAAAUGUUGCUCGAAUGUGCCUGCAAAGUACACAAUAGCCGUAAUUAUAAGGAACAGUCGUUUGGCGCUGAGACGAAUGUUGAUUUAUGGAUGCUCUCUCGUGUAAGUUACGCUGUGCAGACCUGCGACGAUGCAAUGGCACAGUAUGAUUUCACUACAGCCACCACUGCUUGUUACAACCUUUGGUUGUACGAUUUGUGUGAUGUUUACUUGGAAUACUUGAAACCAGUAUUUCAGAGUGACGACAACGAGCGAAAGCUUGCUGCAAGAAGAACUUUAUUUAAGACGCUAGACGUAGGAUUAAGAUUAUUGGCUCCGUUUAUGCCGUUCAUUACAGAGGAACUUUAUCAACGUCUGCCGCGCAAAACACAAAUUUAUCCAAGUAUUUGCGUUAGUCCGUAUCCAGAACUUUCAGAGUGCCCUUGGAGAAAUCUAGAAAUAGAGAAAGACGUUGAUUUUGCUAAUAAAAUAAUAAAAAACGUACGGUCCGCGCGUGCGACUUACAAUUUACCAAAUAAAAUAAAAACUGAAGCGUUCCUUGUAUGCGGCGACGGGAAUCUGAAAGAGAAGCUUAUGAAGUAUCAGUUACACAUAGAAACCCUUGCUUAUUCUACGAUUAGUACAAACGAAGCACCAAAAGGAUGCGCUAUUAUUACUGUAACGGACAAAGUCCAAGUACAUCUAUUGUUAAAGGGUUUAAUCGAUCCAAACAAGGAAUUGGAGAAACUCGGUAAAAAGGAAGAGCAGUUGAUAGAUGUUAUAAAAAGACUAAAGCAAGCGAUGGAAGUUCCUGAUUAUAAUGUUAAAGUACCUUUGGACGUACAAAAUAGUAACAAAGAAAAGUUGUUAAACAGCGAGGGAGAGCUGCAACGAAUCGCCGAUGCAAUAGCGGCUUUACGAACACUGUAACACUUAGGCCACAGAAUUU
Messenger RNA from Colletes gigas, 3684 nucleotides. It is a transcript of the gene ValRS, whose product is annotated as valine--tRNA ligase. Gene Ontology annotation, biological process: valyl-tRNA aminoacylation. The transcript is spliced from 17 exons. The record is from RefSeq and is a predicted model, not a curated record. Lineage: Eukaryota; Metazoa; Arthropoda; Insecta; Hymenoptera; Colletidae. Bases 129 to 3665 code for a protein of 1178 amino acids. Gene Ontology annotation, cellular component: cytosol. Gene Ontology annotation, molecular function: valine-tRNA ligase activity; aminoacyl-tRNA deacylase activity; ATP binding.